AUGGCACGAGUCCUCCUUGCUCUGGCCGCCUCGCUCGUCGCCCUGGCGUGGCCGGCGUCGUGCCAACGCCUUCCGGUGGUCGCUCCGGUCACCAAGGAUCCUGCCACCUCCCUCUACACCCUCCCCUUCCACGACGGCGCCAAUCUCGUCGUAGACAUCGCCGGCCCCCUCGUCUGGUCCACGUGCCAGCGCGGCCACCUGCCGGCGGAGCUCCCGUGCAAGAGCCCGACCUGCCGCCUCGCCAACUCCUACCACGAUUGGCACGACGACGACAAGGCGUGCACGGCAUACCCGUACAACCCGGUCACCGGCGCGUGCGCUGCCGGGAGCCUCGUCCACGCGAGGUUUGUCGCCAACACCACCGACGGGAGGAACCCGGUGAGCCAGGUGAACGUGAGGGCCCUGGCGGCGUGCGCGCCGAGGAAGCUCCUGGCGUCGCUGCCCGGGGGCUCCACGGGCGUGGCAGGGCUCGCGGGCUCCGGCCUGGCGCUUCCGGCGCAGCUGGCGUCCACGCAGAAUGUCGCCAAGAAGUUCCUCCUCUGCCUCCCCCGAGGCGGCACCGACGGCGACGGCGUGGCUAUCUUCGGCGGCGGCCCGCUUCACUUCUGGGCGGACCCAUGGACGGACUACACGCAGUCAAUGGACUACACCCCGCUCCUGUCCAAGCAGGGGCAGGGCAGCCCCGCGCACUACAUCUCGGUCAAGUCCAUCAGCAUGGAAAACAGCCGCGUCCCCGUCUCCGAGCGCGUGCUCGCCACCGGCGGCGUGAUGCUCAGCACGAGGCAGCCCUACGCAUUGCUCCGCCGCGACGUGUACCGCCCGUUCGUCGACGCGUUCGUCAAGGCCCUGGCGGCGCAGGCUGCGCCGGGAGGGUCCGUGGCGCGCGCGGCGAGGCCUGUGGCGCCGUUCGAGCUGUGCUACGACGCGCAGACGCUGGGCAACACGAGGUUCGGGUACUGGGUGCCGAGCGUCACGCUGGCGCUCGACGGCGGGAGGGACUGGAGGAUGACCGGGGUGAACUCGAUGGUGGACGUCGAGCCGGGGACGGCGUGCCUUGCCUUCGUGGAGAUGAAGGGGGUGAGGGCCGGCGACGGUGGGGCGCCCGCGGUGAUCGUCGGAGGGGUUCAGAUGGAGAACAUCUGGAUGGAGUUCGACAUGGAGAAGAAGCGGCUCGGGUUGCGCUCGAUGCCGUACUAUAUGCAGUGCAGCCACUUCAAUUUCACUCCAAGCGCCUAG
Molecule: messenger RNA, 1236 nt
Organism: Hordeum vulgare subsp. vulgare (domesticated barley)
Lineage: Eukaryota; Viridiplantae; Streptophyta; Magnoliopsida; Poales; Poaceae
Product: chitinase CLP-like
Exons: 2
Coding region: 1-1236 (411 amino acids)
Biological process (GO): proteolysis
Molecular function (GO): aspartic-type endopeptidase activity
Source: RefSeq, a predicted model, not a curated record